AUGCGAGUUUCGGUAAAUUCGGUAUUUUACAUAUUUCUUGCAAAUCCGUAAAAAUGUAGGAAUAGAAUUGCGAAUGAAAUGUUCUGCUAAUUCAAUUAAGGGAAAUGAUUAACAAAGUCUACAAUUAAUAGACUUUUCGCAUUUAUAGUAAUUUUCUUUUUUUUUUUCUUUCUUUCUUUCUUUGCAGUGUAAUAACAGUGACUGAUUGUCACUAACAGUGUUAAUAUUCUUUGUUUAGGUCACGUAUUCGGCGGAUCUGGCCAUCGAGAUACCAGGGAACUUGAGCCAGGGAGGCUCUUGGUAUCGCCUGGAUUACAGCCCUGCUGUAGGUUAUCCACCGCCAAAUACCACCAUAGCCGCCACCGAUAUCGGUGAUGUGAUCAAGUUUAAAGACGGACUUCCUGGCACUAGAUAUGAAUUUUGGUUGUAUUAUAGCAAUAGCACUCUUCACGAUUGGCUGACAUGGACUGCGUCCAUAACUACAGCCCCGGAUCCGCCCUCGAACCUCACCGUCUCCGUGCGGAAUGGAAAGACCGCGAUAGUCUAUUGGGCGCCGCCAGCCCAGGGCAAUUAUUCUGGUUUCCGGCUGAGGGUGCAAAGUUUCAGCGACACCGGAAAUCCAAAAACCAGCGUCAUCCCCGCGGAUGCGGUGCCCUAUGUUCUGCGUGAUCUCAUCCCCGGGGCUACGUACUCCCUUCAACUUUUCACCGUGUUAGACACCAAAGAAAGCGUCGCCUACACCAGCAGGAAUUUCACCACCAAACCCAACACACCGGGGAAGUUUAUCGUGUGGUUUAGAAACGAGACGACCUUACUGGUCCUUUGGCAGCCGCCCUAUCCUGCUGGGAUUUACAGCCAUUAUAAAGUUAGUAUAGAUCCUGCCGAUGCCAUAGAAUCUGUUCUUUACGUGGAGAAAGAAGGAGAGCCUCCUGGGCCUGCACAGGCUGCUUUCAAAGGACUCGUCCCUGGCCGGGCUUACAAUAUUUCCGUUCAAACGAUGUCAGAGGACGAAACCUCGGCCCCCACAACGGCUCAGUAUCGAACGGUGCCAUUACGUCCCCUCAACGUUACAUUCGACAAGUCCUCGAUAACGUCCACGUCGUUUCGCGUUUUCUGGAACCCUCCCGAGGGGGUGUCCGAAUUCGAUAAGUAUCAAAUAUCGUUAGGGGGUAACAGAAGAUUAGCGCCAGUUACCAGGAACAGAGACGACGAGAGUAAAUGGGAAUUCAAAGACCUAGAGCCAGGGAAAACUUAUCAAGUGGUGGUGAAGACAGUGUCGGGCAAGGUAACCAGUUGGCCAGCUAACGGAGACGUUACUUUAAAACCGUUACCCGUGCGCGAUCUUCGCGCCGUCAUCGAUGAAAAAACCGGAAUGGUGGAGGUGUCUUGGCAUCCCGAAAAUUCGAGCACUCAGGACAGCUACAAGCUUCAAUAUCACGAAGUGGAAACUACGAUCGGCGCUUUAUUACCAGGCAGAAAUUACUCGAUAAUCGUUGAAGCGAUUAGUAAUAAGGUUGAAUCGAACGAGACGGUGUUGUAUCAAGUGACACGACCCUCCAGCCCUAUAAUCGAGGAUUUAAAGCCAACGGAGAUGGGGCUGAACAUCUCGUGGAAAAGCGACGUUAACUCGAGACAAGAGAAAUUCGAAGUAACGCACAACAGAAACGAUACCGGGGAGAGCGCAACCACGUUAACCACGGAAUCUCAUAUCGUUCUGGAGGACCUUUACCCUGGCGCGGCGUACGAAGUCAAAGUUUUCGCCAUUAGCCACGUGCCUCACGCGCCAAAGAAUUUGAGUAUCGAGAAAGUAACGAGCAACACGGUGGUCGUACACUGGGAGGCGCCAAUUGACUCGCUGUAUUCCGAGUUUUCGAUACGAUAUCGAACAGAGGAUGAUCCGCGUUGGGCAAAAUUGCCAAGUGUUCGAGAAACGGAAGCAGAAGUGGCGGACAUGACGCCAGGAGAGAAAUACACGAUCCAAGUGAACACCGUGAGCUACGGGGUCGAAAGUCUAUAUCCCCUUCAAGUGAAUCAUACAGUUCGACCCAAUCCAGUACUUAAUAUCACUCCAGUCAUCGAUUCGACGAACGUGACACUGGAAUGGCCAAGGCCAGAGGGUAGAAUCGAAACCUACGUGAUAAGGUGGUGGCCAGUGGAGAAUCCCGAAGACAUACACGCUAAAAAUGUCACGGAGAGCAACGACGUGACCGGCGUACUUUUCGAAGAAAACACAGUGCAGAAGGUGCUUAUCAGCGACCUGAUGCCGGGCGUUCAAUAUUCAUUUGUGCUCUACACUGUCUCUUACAAUUUGUUCAGUGAUAUCACCAAUUUGACAACCAGGACAAUGCCGCUGAUUCAGUCGGAAGUGGUCGUCGUGGUCGAUCAAGAUCAGCCCGAUUCGUUAACAUUGAGAUACACACGGACCCCCGUUCAAUCAUCCAAGUUCGAUCUGUAUCGAUUCCGGAUUAGCGACGAGAGCAACACGACGAAAGAGCGGAUGGUCGACGACAUCGACACCAAAGUGACGUUCACCGGCCUUACACCUGGCAAACUGUACAACGUCACUGUUUGGACCGUCAGCGAUAACGUGGAGAGCAGACCUCUGAUCAAGCAGGAUCGACUUUAACAUCACGAGCGCGAAUCUAAUAACCAUCUCGGAUUUAAAGCCGCACAGAAACUACACGUUCACGUUGGUCGUGCGUUCGGGCACAGCGUCCUCUUACCUCAGGAUAUCGAAUCCUGUGAGCGCGAGCUUCACCACCAGCGAAUCUUAUCCUGGCAAAGUGGAGAAGUUUCACCCUACAGAUAUUCAGCCCAGUGACAUUAGUUUCGAGUGGUCUUUACCAAGCCAGGAACAGAACGGCAUCAUCAGAAAAUAUACCAUCACCUAUGGAUUGGAGGGCUCGGCCCACACUCAGAUGCAGGACUUCAGGCCAAACGAAUACCGCGGCGUUAUUAAAUCUCUCAUACCCGGCAAGACGUACAUCUUUCGCAUUCAAGCGCAGACGAAGAUCGGCUUCGGCCCCGAGGCCGUGUGGAAGCAGAAAAUGCCGAUUCUCGCGCCGCCGAAACCGUCGACACAAGUGGUGCCAACCGAGGUGUGCAGGAGCAGCACCACGAUACAAAUACGAUUCCGGAAGAAUUAUUUCAGCGAGCAGAACGGCGCGGUCACGUCGUACACGAUCAUCGUGGCCGAGGACGACAGCAAGAACGCUUCCGGUUUGGAAAUGCCCAGUUGGAGGGAUGUUCAGGCUUACAGUAUCUGGCCACCGUAUCAG
Heterotrigona itama is the source of this 3278-nucleotide messenger RNA. Lineage: Eukaryota; Metazoa; Arthropoda; Insecta; Hymenoptera; Apidae. The record is from the annotation of a GenBank genome assembly.